This is a messenger RNA of Staurois parvus, 330 nucleotides long. The record is from the annotation of a GenBank genome assembly. NCBI's taxonomy places the organism in Eukaryota, Metazoa, Chordata, Amphibia, Anura, Ranidae.
CUUGGAUGCAGCUACUCAGCCAUGAAAUCCCAUUCCAUGAAGCUCUCUAUGCACUGUUGUUGUGCUAAUCUGAAGGCUACACCAAGUUUGGAGGUCUUUAGCUACUGACUCAGAUAGUUGGUGACUUCUGUGCUCUGUGCGCUUCAUCAUUCAAUGACCCGGCUCUGUCAUUUUACGUGGCCUACCACUUUGUGGCUGAGUUGCUGUUUUUCCCAGUUGCUUCCACUUUGUUAUAAUACCACUAACAGUGGUAUAUUUAGUGGCAAGGAAAUUUCACUGAUGGACUUAUUGCCCAUUCUUUUCACAAAUGUUUGUAGAAGCAGUCUGCAU